This is a messenger RNA of Rhagoletis zephyria (snowberry fruit fly), 1416 nucleotides long. Its product is annotated as guanylate cyclase soluble subunit beta-1-like. The record is from RefSeq and is a predicted model, not a curated record. Gene Ontology annotation, biological process: response to oxygen levels; cGMP biosynthetic process. Gene Ontology annotation, molecular function: heme binding; guanylate cyclase activity. Gene Ontology annotation, cellular component: guanylate cyclase complex, soluble. Lineage: Eukaryota; Metazoa; Arthropoda; Insecta; Diptera; Tephritidae.
AAGGCGAUGGUCAGCAUGGAAGGUCAGUUUUUAGUGCGACAAACAUAUGAUGAUGAAAUCACAUACAAUCUCAUCGGUGCUGCGGUUGAAAUAUUAAAUAUACCAGCGGAUGAUAUAUUGGAACUUUUUGGUAAAACCUUCUUUGAAUUCUGUCAAGAUUCAGGUUAUGAUAAAAUUCUGCAAGUGCUUGGCGCCACACCGCGCGAUUUUCUACAGAAUUUGGACGCACUGCAUGACCAUUUGGGCACACUGUAUCCGGGCAUGAGAGCGCCUUCUUUUCGUUGUACGGAAAAAGAUGGCUCGUUGCUGCUGCACUACUACUCAGAACGUCCUGGCUUGGAGCAUAUUGUUAUUGGUAUUGUAAAGGCUGUAGCAUCUAAAUUGCAUGGUGUUGAAGUAGAAAUUGAGAUCGUCAAACGGAAAGGUGAUCCCAUCGAUGAAGAUGACCGCACAGAUGUGUUUACACAACAACAACAACAACAGCAAUCAAGUAGCACAAUAACCACUGGAAAUCUGCCUGAAGAAAAUAACAAUCACAAUAGCACCAAUAAUAACGUCAGCAAUAACAAUAACAACGAAAGCGAUGUAGAUGAUGACGACGAUGUGGCUUUGCUAUCAUCAGCAGCAGAAGUUAGCAAUAAAAAGCAAGCCCGUUGUCCUUUUAGCCGCACCAAAUCUCAUUCGGCCUCUUCGAUGAGCAGCAGUAGCAAACAGGCGGACAGUUUUGAUUGCGACCCAGAUAAGCAGGAGCAGAAAUGUUUACGUUUACUCAAAAACAAAAGUGACGACAUCGAACGUUAUGAUCAUGUUCAAUUUCUGAUACGUGAAAUUGGUAACAGCAGCAUCAGUAGCAAUGCAACGGUGGGUGUUGGCAAUACAACAACAACAACAACCNCGAACGUUAUGAUCAUCAAUGCAACGGUGGGUGUUGGCAAUACAACAACAACAACAGCAACUACAUCGUUAGCCUCGUCGACAAGCGGUGAUGAGCGUACGAUAGCCAUGUGCAAGGAGGAGGCCAAAGAGCCGCCGGAUGAAGUGGAUUUUCUGUGUGAAGCGCCACUUAUCUCGCCCGCCACAUUUUGCAAGGUGUUCCCAUUCCAUUUGAUGUUCGAUCGACAGAUGAAAAUUGUGCAAGCAGGAAAAUCCGUUUCGCGCGUCAUUCCAAGAGUUUCGGUGGAAAAUUGUUCGAUACUAGAAGUACUUGAGGCCAUACGUCCGCAUCUACAGUUGAGCUUCGAGAAUAUUUUAUCGCACAUCAAUACGAUUUAUGUUCUGCAGACGCGUCAAGGUGCAAUGGGAAAGCAUGAACGUUAUCUGCGGUUGAAGGGUCAAAUGAUGUACAUAGCAGAAUCUGAUCGUAUCUUGUUUCAAUGCUAUCCCAGCGUAAUGAAUUUGGACGAUUUAACAAAGUGA